AGAGAGAGAGAAAGUGAGAGAGUGAGAGAGAGAGAGAGAGAGAAAGUGAGAGAAAAAAGUAAAUGAAAAGAACUAGAAAAUAGAGAAAGAAAAGAGAAAGAAAGAAAGAAAGAGAGAGAAAGAAAGAUUCGCUCACUAUCUCACAAUAACUCUCUCACUAUCUUUAAUUUGGGUGGCAGCGACGGCGGCGGCUGCGGACGACACGGGGGCCGGGGCACGGUGGAGGGCAUGUUCUGGGGGCGUGAGCACGGGGGGCGCGGCCCGGGGGGGCGGACGGCGGGUGCGGGGCGCGCGCGAGAGGUGAGCGGCGGCGGCGGCGGCGGCAGUGGCAGUCUAGGGCCGCGCCUCGCGGGGGACGAGCGUGCCACGCCAGCCUGCCGUCACGACACCACCACCACCACCACCACCACCCAGCAGGGCGCUGCCCCCCCUCAACGGGUCACCGUCACCUCCUUCACGCGGCCCAAGCUCACCCCGCAGCUGCCGUCCCCCUCCCUCCACCACCACCCCUCCGCACCCCAGCGUGACCUGCUCUACCAGGACUGCCCCCCCACUCAUCACCACCCACCCCACACACCACGCCCGCCCCCCGGUGGGGUGCAGGUUCUGCCCCCGGGGCCCCCGCCAUACUCACCGCGGCGCGCCCCACGCUCCAACACACACGCCGACCCACGUCCUGACCCGGGCCGGCCCCCGCCAGACCCGGGCAAGGACCCAGGGGGCCCCGCGCCCCACGUUGCCCCUGGUGAUACCAGAGAACAGCAGCAGCAGCAGCAGCGGCGGCAGGGGGUGGGUGAGCGGCGUGAGGGGGAGGCGGGGCGUGCCCCCAGCCAGCAGGGGCACCAAGAGUCAUACCAGCCGUACCACCAGGCCGCGGCACGACCCGGCCACGCCACCACCAGGCAGGCACACCACGCCACGCCUCAACACCCGCGCCUCACCAAUCUCACCCACCCACACCCACGUCAGGCCACCCUCACCAACCGGCAGCAGCAGCAGCAGGAGCAGCAGGGUGUGGACGCAGGGUGCGGGCGUGGGAGCGAGCGUGACAGCUGCGGCAGCAGCAGCAGCAGUGUCGUGAAGAGGGCGCCAUGCAGUGGCCAGGGCCCUGCAGGAGGUGUGUGCGCGGCGGCGCAGUCCCAGCCUGGCGCGGGGCCUGGAGGUAGUGGGCGUGAGGGGCGCGGGGCGGGGCGUGGGUCGCGGGGCAGUGGGUGCCUGGUGUGGGUCAGCCUGCCUGGAGGCGGCGCGCGCCUCGAGUACAUGCCCGUGCCCGCCCUGGCCACCAUCAAGGCCACGCCCGCGCUGCCGGCCACGCACGCCGUCACCCGUCCCAGGGGCGGCGGCGGCGGCGGCGGCGGCAAGGGCGAGGGUGCAGCGAGCGGAGAGUCAGCGGCAAAAAACUUGGUUAGCUCUGCCCCGGGCGGCGGCGGUGGCAGAGUGGCGCAGAGUGGACACCCGCCGCAGCAGGGCGCCGUGGAGCAGGAGGGCGCCGUGCUGACCGUGGCUGGGCGCGGCGCGGGGCAGGUGGUGCGCAUCCGUGUGAGGCCUGAGGUGCACGCCUACCUCACCUCGCUGCCCGCCGCCCACGCCCACACUGGGCCGCUGACGCCCCUGGCGCGCCGCGGCAGCCGCCAGGACAGCCAGAGCAGCGGCGGCUCGGCGCUGACGGGCGGCUCUGAGGGCGGCGAGGGCUCGGCAGGAUACCACGACCACGACUACCAGGAGGCGGUGGGCGAGUACACCCUGCUGCGCCGCGCCCUCGACGACCACGAUCCCCACGCCCUCUCCUUGCUGGCCGCCACGCUGGGCCCAGAAGGCAGCGGGACAGAAUACCCUUAUCUUCGUGAAAUGAAGGAACGACUACUGCUGUCACGUGACCCCCCCCUGGCCAGCAUGGACGACGCCUCUCCGCAUGACCCCGCUGAUGCACAGAUGCUGGAGGUUCAUCAGACACCGGUGGGCACUGUUGUAAAGCUGAACGCGGAUGGCUACGGGUCCCACACAUCGCCCACGCACCGAGUCGAGAGCCUUUACACCGCUACAUUAGAGUCACGAAGGGGUGUUCUGGAGUACUACCCAAAGAACGCCAAGACCAGCACCUUCAUAACCCUCUCCCUGUUGUACGCGACGCUCCUGGUGGUGGUCUGCUUGGGUUUUGUGCUGUCAGAAGUUCUUACUCACAAUGUUCCUCUCUACUACUACGAGGCGUUCUUCACCUAUCUGUACGGGGUCAGCAUCCUCUUCCUCCUGUACGUCCUCUGCUACCUACUUUCAGACUCAGCGCGGGACAGGAAGCCUAAACAAUCACAGGUCAAUGCGGGGCACCGUUCAGGACAGUACAAUGUAUCAGAUUAUGAAUAUUACGCGUGUUCUGAGGGUGUGCUACAGAAGGUGCGGCAGUCCGAGGGCCUCGCUGAUGGCUCCCCCACGCAGGAGAAGCUCACCUCAACCACCUCCAGCAGCAAACCUAAAAAACACAAAACAUCUGACAAUGACCACAGCCAUGGAUCUUUCUUCCUCAGGAUUGGCGCUAUUGCGUUCGGUCUGGGAACAAUGAUUUACAACGGUUUGGAAUUCGGGGUGUUCUUUGAGAUUCCGCUGUCCUCACCGUGUUACCAGAUCCUGCGCGGCGUGAACCCUCUCCUGCAGCUGGUCUUCACCUUCAUGCAAAUGUAUUUUAUCUUCAUGAACGCAAGGCUGAACAUCCAUAAAUUCAAGUUCCUGGCUCGCUUCGGUUUGAUGCACAUUGUGGCCACCAACCUGUGUGUCUGGGUUCGCACGCUGGUCAGGGAGAGUCUGAAGGAGAUUAACGAAUUUAGAGUCUCCGAAGGACACCGUGGCGAGGACUACAUGAUUCUGGAGGGUAUACGCCGCGCCUUGGAGAACCGCGGUCUUAUGGCGCCCAACAAAUACCUCUAUAACCUUGACGAUUUCGUAGAGAUGCAAGAGAUUAACGAAACAAUGCAAGAGGCCAACACCAUGGUGAACGAAGAGGACUUAGUUAACAGGACCUGCCAGCGUGUGGAGAUAAUGGGGUCUAUUGUCUCAGAUUCCGCCCCUUAUCUCUAUCCAUUCAUUGUGGAGUAUUCUCUCAUCGCAGCUGCUGUGCUCUAUAUCAUGUGGAAGCAUAUAGGACGUAACCCCAGGUUCGUGUACGACGCAGAGAGUGCCGGGGACGGGAUGUCUGUGGUGUCCCGGAGGUGCCACUCUAGGGUCGACUGCGUGGGUGCCAGCAAGGGCCUGUUCUGUGGCCUCCUGGUGCUUGUGGCGUCCCUGAUUUGCCUCAUCCUGUUCUUUGUGUUGGUCAAUCAAAAGGAGCUGAAAAUGCUGGCUAUAUACCUGGCUGACUGUUCGCACUGUGGCAUCAUGUUCUUCAGCAUUAUAGCCAUCUUCAUUGGUUUUGUAAGGGUCCGCCAACUCAAGUUCCACGGAGAGAGAGAAGAGGAAUUAGACGAUAUUUUACUGAUGGUCUCUGCGUUUGGUCUGUUUGCUUAUGCUGUCUUCUCCACGGUUGCCGGCAGCCUGUCAGCAUACACCCGCGAGCCUAACCUGCUUGUCAUGGUCACUGGAAUCAUGUCUGUCCUGCAGGUGAUAAUACAAAUGGUGUUUAUCAAGGACACACAACGCCGCCAAGUUUCUCUCCCCGAACACGAACGCACUAAGCCAGGGAGACAAGUGGUGACCUUCCUGCUUAUCUGCAACCUCACCAUGUGGGUUAUAUACACCUUUGAGACGCAGAAGGUGGAGGCUAACCCUGUGCAGCUCGAGUUCUUCGGUGACCUUCCUUGGACCAUCCUCCUGAGAUGUACCCUUCCGCUGGCCAUCUUCCACCGAUUCCACUCAACAGUUGUUCUGGCAGCCAUCUGGAAGAAUUCGUACAAGACGCGUAUUGAAUGAGGGCAGCCAGUCGCGUCCUCCUUCACAGGGACAGUUCAUAGCAUCAGCCAUUGUCACACCACCACCAAUGGAAUCCUGCACCGCCCCCCACAGCCCCGCCACCACCCCCUCCUGCAGCCCCCAAACGCGGCCCCCUCCUCUGAGCUCGAGCCUAUGCUACACACACCCACCAGCCCCCUCCCACCUCCCCCGGCUCUAGACCAGCGAUCAGAGCAUAAAGUGUCACUGUUCAGCAUUAUUUAAGGUGUUUGUGUGUUUGUUUUUGGGUGCGUUUGGGUGGUUUUUUGAGUUUUUGGGUGUUUUUUGGGUGUUUUUUUGAGUUUUUUGGGUGUGUUUAGGGUGUUUGGGUGUUUUUUUUUUCUCGUUUUU
This is a messenger RNA of Portunus trituberculatus (swimming crab), 4266 nucleotides long. RefSeq lists its product as uncharacterized. The record is from RefSeq and is a predicted model, not a curated record. Gene Ontology annotation, molecular function: proton channel activity. Gene Ontology annotation, cellular component: membrane. NCBI's taxonomy places the organism in Eukaryota, Metazoa, Arthropoda, Malacostraca, Decapoda, Portunidae. Gene Ontology annotation, biological process: proton transmembrane transport. The coding region runs from base 229 to 3897 and encodes 1222 amino acids. The transcript is spliced from 16 exons.